Messenger RNA from Rosa rugosa (rugosa rose), 1570 nucleotides. RefSeq lists its product as uncharacterized. The record is from RefSeq and is a predicted model, not a curated record. The transcript has 4 exons. The coding region runs from base 33 to 1391 and encodes 452 amino acids. Lineage: Eukaryota; Viridiplantae; Streptophyta; Magnoliopsida; Rosales; Rosaceae.
GUGAGAGCCACAGAGAGAGAGAGAAGAGAGAGAUGAGGAACGAAGAGAAAUCGAGGCCGGUGAGGAAGGCGUUGAGGGACGUGUCGAACAGCCACGGCGGCGGAAGAUCCUCGAUAUUCUCAACCACGGCGAAGAAGAAAGACAAGGAAUUGCAGAGGCCGAGGGUCGAACAAGAAGAACGCAAAGAAGAGGACCAAAACGAUGUCGUUUUGGAUCGCCUCUUGCUCGUUCAGUCCGAUCUAUCAGCCCUAAUUAAUCAGAUUGAUCAGCUAGUUGUGGAAGCGUUUAAAUGUAAAGCAGGAGCAAGCAAAGAAGUUGAAUCCUUCACACAUUUCUUAUCCGAAAUGCAUUCGUCUUUGAAGCCAUGGGUGCCCAGAUUUCAGAAGGCGCUCUCUGCUCCUGUGGAAACGGUGGUUGUGAGUGAAGUCGAAAGUGGUGAGAUUAAGAGUCCUGAAGUUGAGGGGAAAGAGAUUGAGAGCCUGGAAGAGUCUGAUUCAGAGUCGUUGAUCUCGCCUUCUCCCCUUGUUUCGUGGCGUGCUGACUGCACUAUCCAGAGAGGAAGACAGUUGUUUAUGCUUACGCCGCUUCCCAUAUCAAAGUCUCUGUCAUCCAAACCCCCAAUGCCUUCCAAACCUAUGGUGUUUGAGAGGGUUACAUCUAAUACUACAGAUAGGCGACCGUUUUUUGGUACUACUAGUGGUGAUGCAAAUGAUGAUUUGCCUGAAUUUGUAGCGAUAGAGCCGAUUCCCUCUAAGCCUUCUGAUUCAGUUACUACUGAGACAGGAGGAGUUGUUGAGUCUGGCUUUGUUUCUACACCAGUGUCGAAAAUUGGGGGCUCCAUGGUUCUGAAUUUGAUGACUCCAUGCUUAAAGUCUCCUCCUAAAUCUUGUGUCCUGCUUGAACCCAUUUCGGAAAAGGGACAUUACCGGGUUUGUAAUCGUAAAUCUACCCCAUAUCCUGCUGGAAUCAGAUAUUCUAGUGAUUCCUCUAGCAGUGAAACAUCUGACGACAUGGAUGCCUCACCAGAUUGGUGUAUGUCACCACCUAAAACUUGUGUUUUACUGGAGCCACGUGAUGAAAAAUCUUCAGAUGAAGUAGGUCAUCUUCAAGAUACACAACUGAAUGGGCCUCUUUUAAAAGAUAAUGAGGGUGUAGGAGGCAUUCAACAAAUCAAGACAGAGCCUGUAGGUGGUGGCAGAUGUGCCAUGGAAAGCACACCAAUCUGGAAACAAGCUGGAAGCGUAGUAGUUCACAAAGGCAAACAUCCUGGUGAGAAUACUUUAAAGAGGGAGUUGUGGAUUAAGUUUGAAGCAGCUUCUACAAAUGAGCUCAGUAUUGAUGACUCUGUAACUCAAAAAAGACUUCUUGACCUAUUGGAUGAGGCUUCAUGACAUUUCAAAGUAGUUGUUGUACAAUGUGGUUUUGAUAUAGCACAUGUAAUUUUGUAUUCCAACAGAGACCACCAGCAAAUGCAUGUGAUUUCCGGUGUACUUGAACUGGUUAAGAAAUUCUACUUUUUUGUAAGUCACUGUAGCUCAGUCUCUUGGUUAAUGAAUCAGCAUUUCCUUGA